AUGAAGAGAAAGUUGGACCAUGGCUCCGAGGUCCGUUCUUUCUCUCUGGGAAAGAAACCCUGCAAAGUCUCAGAAUACACAAGUACUACGGGGCUGGUGCCAUGCUCUGCCACACCUACUACUUUUGGGGACCUGAGGGCAGCCAAUGGCCAGGGACAGCAACGUCGCCGUAUUACAUCUGUGCAGCCACCGACGGGCCUUCAGGAAUGGCUGAAAAUGUUUCAGAGCUGGAGUGGACCAGAGAAAUUACUUGCUUUGGAUGAACUCAUUGAUAGUUGUGAACCAACACAAGUAAAACACAUGAUGCAAGUGAUAGAGCCCCAGUUUCAAAGAGACUUCAUUUCCUUGCUCCCAAAAGAGCUGGCACUCUAUGUGCUGUCAUUCCUGGAACCCAGGGACCUUCUGCAGGCAGCCCAGACAUGUCGUUACUGGAGAAUUCUGGCUGAAGAUAAUCUUCUCUGGAGAGAGAAAUGCAAAGAGGAGGGGAUUGAUGAACCGUUACAUAUCAAGAGGAGGAAAGUAAUAAAACCAGGCUUUAUACACAGUCCGUGGAAAAGCGCCUACAUUAGACAACACAGGAUUGAUACCAACUGGCGGCGAGGAGAGCUCAGAUCGCCUAAGGUGCUCAAAGGCCAUGAUGACCACGUGAUCACAUGCCUUCAGUUCUGCGGGAACCGAAUAGUGAGCGGCUCUGAUGACAACACACUGAAAGUGUGGUCAGCGGUUACAGGCAAGUGUUUGAGAACACUGGUUGGGCACACAGGCGGAGUCUGGUCAUCGCAGAUGAGGGACAAUAUCAUCAUCAGCGGAUCUACAGACCGAACGUUGAAAGUCUGGAACGCCGAGACUGGAGAAUGCAUACACACCUUGUAUGGCCACACCUCCACCGUGCGCUGCAUGCAUCUCCACGAGAAAAGAGUGGUCAGUGGUUCUCGAGAUGCUACACUGAGAGUUUGGGACAUAGAGACGGGCCAGUGUUUACACGUUCUGAUGGGCCACGUAGCAGCAGUUCGGUGCGUUCAGUAUGAUGGCAGAAGGGUUGUAAGUGGUGCAUAUGAUUUUAUGGUCAAAGUGUGGGAUCCAGAGACAGAGACCUGUCUGCACACGCUGCAAGGGCAUACUAACAGAGUCUACUCAUUACAGUUCGAUGGCAUCCAUGUGGUGAGUGGAUCUCUUGACACUUCCAUCCGAGUUUGGGAUGUGGAGACAGGCAACUGCAUUCACACACUAACAGGCCACCAGUCUCUCACAAGUGGAAUGGAACUUAAGGACAAUAUACUCGUGUAUGCCGAUUCUACAGUCAAAAUCUGGGACAUUAAAACAGGACAGUGUUUACAGACAUUGCAAGGUCCCAACAAGCAUCAGAGUGCGGUGACCUGUUUACAGUUCAACAAGAACUUUGUAAUUACCAGCUCAGAUGAUGGGACUGUAAAACUUUGGGACUUGAAAACGGGUGAAUUUAUCCGAAAUCUAGUCACAUUGGAGAGCGGGGGAAGUGGAGGCGUCGUGUGGCGGAUCAGAGCUUCUAACACAAAGCUAGUGUGUGCGGUUGGGAGCCGUAAUGGGACUGAGGAAACAAAGCUGCUGGUGUUGGACUUUGACGUGGAUAUGAAGUGAAGGGCAGAAAGAUGAAUUUGUCCAAACAUGUAGACGAUGUUCUCCUUUCCCUCCCCCUGAAAAAAAAAGAAAAAAGAAAAAAAAGAAAAAGGAAAAAAAAUCCCUUGUCCUUGGUGGUGCAGGAUGUUGGCUUGGGGCAACAGAUCCUAAAGACCUACAGACUACGAAGGAGAAGACAAAGAUGACAAACUGUAACUGACAAGAGAGGCAUUUCCUGUCUCGUCACAUAAAAAGGCAACGCUUUUGACCGGGGCAGCUUUGCAAAAAUACGACUUUUGAAAUGAAACCAGGUGCAAUUAUUUCUUUACUUUCCUCCAACUGCUCCUUGAGCAAUUUGGAG
Phaethon lepturus (White-tailed tropicbird) is the source of this 1957-nucleotide messenger RNA. Its product is annotated as F-box/WD repeat-containing protein 7-like. The record is from RefSeq and is a predicted model, not a curated record. NCBI's taxonomy places the organism in Eukaryota, Metazoa, Chordata, Aves, Phaethontiformes, Phaethontidae. Gene Ontology annotation, biological process: ubiquitin recycling; proteasome-mediated ubiquitin-dependent protein catabolic process. Gene Ontology annotation, cellular component: cytoplasm; nucleus. Gene Ontology annotation, molecular function: ubiquitin binding.